GGAGCACAAAGACUCCUGUUGCUGUUACAGCUGGAACAAUGAUCAGGCAGGAGCCUGGGGGCCACAGCUUAACCCUUUUUGGGCUGCCAAUUAGCCUUGCUUUUCGUAUCAUUAUACCCUCUGCUUGCAAAAAGCUCUUGCAUCCAUCACAUGCACUGUGCAGAAUCCCCUGAGUUCCUCGAGUUUGAAAUGAACUUUAAGUGAACAGUGACAAGGCUGGCAGUUGUUAAAUCAGCUGUGUCCAGAACAAACGCUGAGUGGUGUGUGCAUGGGGGACAGCCUGGCUCCAAUUGUCAUCUUGUUCGCAUGACUUCAGUUUGAAUGCCGUGUGACUACUUUUACAAGCUGCAAAACAACCCUCAAGAAGAACCGCUUCCAGAUGCCAAAAAUAGUCAAGGACAGGGAACGAAACUGACUGUUUUGCUCGCCUUGGUGACACUGGUGUCCACCUUCGGAUCGUCCUUCCAGUACGGUUACAAUGUCUCCGUGAUCAACUCUCCCGCUCCAUUCAUGCAAAACUUCUACAACCAAACCUACAUGGACAGGUAUGGCACCUACAUGGACAACAACUUCCAGACGCUGCUCUGGUCUCUCACCGUGUCCAUGUUCCCACUUGGAGGCUUCUUUGGGUCCCUGCUGGUUGGCCCUCUGGUGAACAAUUGUGGCAGAAAGGGCACUUUACUGAUAAAUAAUCUCUUCUCCAUUGUCCCCGCAAUCCUCAUGGGGACCUCGGAGGUGGCAAAGACCUUUGAGGGGAUUAUCCUUUCCCGAAUCAUCAUUGGAAUAAAUGCAGGUCUGUCCUCUAAUGUUGUUCCCAUGUACCUGGGAGAGAUGUCCCCCAAAAACCUGAGAGGUGCCAUUGGAGUGGUGCCCCAGCUCUUCAUCACCAUUGGGAUACUUGUAGCUCAGAUCCUUGGUCUCAAGAGCAUCCUAGGAAAUCGUGAAGGCUGGCCGGUGUUGCUGGGGCUGACUGGCAUCCCAGCAGCUGUGGAGCUCAUCCUAUUGCCCUUCUUCCCGGAGAGCCCCAGGUACCUCCUGAUACAGAAGGGAAAUGAAGAACAAGCCAGGAAAGCACUGCAAAGGUUGAGAGGCUGGGACAAUGUGGAUGAUGAGAUUGAGGAGAUGUGUCGAGAAGACCAGUCAGAGAAGCAGGAAGGGCGUCUAUCUGUGAUGAACCUCUGCACCUUCCAGGCCCUGCGGUGGCAGCUCAUCUCUAUCAUUGUCAUGAUGAUGGGCCAGCAGCUCUCUGGGAUCAACGGGGUCUUCUACUACGCAGACAGAAUAUUUGAGUCGUCUGGUGUGGAGAAGAACGCAGUGCAGUACGUCACUGUGGGGAUAGGCGCCGUCAACGUGGUCAUGACCUGCCUUGCGGUUUUCAUCAUUGAGCUGGUGGGGAGGAGGAUUCUGCUUCUUGUCGGCUUUGGGAUGUGCUGCGUCUCCUGCGCCGUGCUAACGAUGGCCCUGAACCUCCAGACCAGUGUUUCCUGGAUGCCAUAUAUCAGCAUAGCCAGUGUCAUCACCUAUAUCAUCGGACAUGCCAUUGGGGCAAGCCCCAUCCCUUUUGUACUGAUCACCGAGAUGUUCCUUCAGUCAUCCCGGCCUGCAGCAUUCAUGGUGGGUGGAUCUGUACACUGGCUCUGCAACUUCACUGUGGGGCUCGUGUUCCUCUAUAUGGAGCAAGCACUUGGGGCUUACAGUUUUCUCAUCUUCUGCGUCAUCUGCCUGGCCACCGUCAUUUACAUCUUCUUCAUUGUUCCUGAAACCAAGAACAAAACCUUCAUGGAGAUCAACCAGAUCAUGGCCAAAAGGAAUGGGGUGGAAGUAGCAUUGGGCAAAGAGGAGCUCAUGGAUAUCAACGCUAUCCCAGGGACUUGGAAUGAGAAGAAAGAGGUCACCGUGAACAGUAGCGUCUAACCCACCUCAGCAUUUGCGGACCCCGUGGUGACCAAGGGUUCUCUUCAGUGGGGGAGCAGGUAUCUUACCGGACUUGUGCUUUUCCAUUUAGACUGUCUCUGCACAUCUUCUGCAGCAAGAGUAUGUCCAAAGCAGGCAGCGAGCUGUCUCUUUAGCUAUCCCCUGCCAGCACUAGCAUGAAUGUUGCUGCUAGUGAAUGAUUUUUGAAAGGUUAAUCUCUUUCCUCUGUGUUGGCAGCUGACUCAGGGCUCCAGAGUCAAACCCUGCAAUGUGUCCAGCCCCUGGGUCCAGAGGCAGCACUUCCAAGAUGCUAUUUAGACACUGGCUAUCCAUCGUUCCUGUGCAAGAGGAAAAAAUAGCGUCCAUCUCAGAGGCAGGGAAACUGAGGCAGGGACGUGGCUGGUCCAAGUUUACAGAGCGAGUCAGCAGUGCAGCCAGAGUUAGCACGCCGAGACCCCUGACCCUCAGCCUGCACUCUGGCCCAUAAAAAAUGCUGCUUCUCGCAGUUUAAUAUACCUAGUGUGGUUGCCUGCACAUACCAAGUGCCACAUAUAACAGUGUGGGGACCAGCCAGAGACCAGAGCCAGAGACGCAGGGUUUAGUGAAAUCCUAGUGGCAGAUGGUCAUUUUGCCAUUUGUCAUGGAGCCAAAAACAAGGACUGUGGCCAGAAAAGGUAGCAAGACCUCAAAUUAUUAAGUGAAGUGGGAUAACUCCGCACACCCAAUCUGCUCUGUUCAGAGCAAGGCUUCAACGUGUGUGUGUGUGUGUGUGUGUGUGUGUCUGGGUGGCUCUAAUGGAAAUGGAGACCAAGAGGACUUGGUUUUUCAGGCAGGUCUUAAGGCUGAGCCUUCCUUCUAGCACCAGCACCUAUUUCCAUGUGCAAUUUAAAUAUUUUGGGCAUCUCUUUUUAUAAAAGAUGGUGCCCAGGUGCUUGAGCACCUUUCCUAUUGGUGCAAUCCAGUAUUAGCUCUGCCAAGGUGACCUGCAUUGAACCCACAAAAAUGAGAUCCUGAAAUCCUGGCCCAAGGGGACAUCCAAAGGACUGGGUGAGAAUGAAUCUGAAACCAUCCAGGCGAUGCAGGAAAGCAGGCAUGCCCGGGAGGGAGAAUGGUGGUCUGUGACCAUAUUGCUAAAGCCACAGUCGAUCUUUGAUAGACUUUUUGUCUUGGUGCCAUUCCAUAGGUCCUAACUCCCUUUCAUUCCUUCAAUUCAUUUGCAUUAUUCCUGAUUUACAUUGGUGUGAAUGAGAGAAGAAUCAGACUCAUGAAGUGCCAGUCCCCUGAAUCAGCAGCUUUCUACAAAACUUCCUCGGUCACGGUAGUCAGAAAACUAUUAAACCUCUGAAAUUGCCCAUGGAAAUCAGUCUCUUUCAGUAGAGGUUGGACAGAUCCUAAGAUUAGUCUUUCUACUUGUCUUCACACCAAAUCCACCAGACAGGAACAGCUGCAGCCGUGAAGUGUUUGACAUCUGUUUCCCUCUUGGUGGCACUGCGCAAUUGUGUUUUUGUAACAAGGAGGCAAAAUAAACCCCCUUUGCUUCUAACAACACAGCACUUCUGGGAAAUCCAGCGUGUUCUCCAAAAGCGUGACUGAUAAUUGUAAUGCUCCUUUAGUAUCUGGAGGAAAAGCCAUGACUUUAUGAAGGACCCAGAGGACAAUUCUCCAUCAUUGCUUGUUUGCAGUUGCUAUUUGCUUAAACAUAUAUAUGAAGCGCAUCUCAAUUUUGAUGUUAUGUGCAAACAAAUCCUUUAAGAUGGCGUGUGGGUACUGAUGGCUGCUUGCUGCAUCGUGUUUCUUGUCUCUUUUUACUGCCAGCAUAAUGUUGCUCUUAAGCUUGGAAAAUGGGAGAAAAACUGUUUCUAAUAUGCAGAGGGUGAGUUUGGACUCGUGUGCAUGGGGGUAAUUCUAGAACAAUGCCAGGGGGAUCUGCAGAAGGGAGAGGAGAAUGAUAGCGAUAUAUCAUAUCCCUAUGGUGUGUAAGGUUGCUUGUGAAAUAUGACAUCCCGGCUUUGAAGAAGAGAGAGGAGCUGAGGACCCAGUCAAGCUGAUUCUUUUUGUAUCAACAGAUCCAUUCUUGUAUGAACUUAGACCUGGUGGAAGAGGUCAGACUGGCAGCCCCAGAGACACAAUCCCCAACCAAAUAGAGCAGGAAGGACUUAAACUCAGGUUCUCCCCAUCCCAGGAAAGGAAACUCAUUGCUGGUUUGGGCAUUUGUCCCUGCUGAAGAUGUUGCUGCCCUUCACUAACUUUAAGGUA
This is a messenger RNA of Alligator mississippiensis (American alligator), 4170 nucleotides long. RefSeq names its product solute carrier family 2, facilitated glucose transporter member 5. Bases 322 to 1914 code for a protein of 530 amino acids. Gene Ontology annotation, molecular function: hexose transmembrane transporter activity. The transcript is spliced from 12 exons. Gene Ontology annotation, cellular component: membrane. Gene Ontology annotation, biological process: monosaccharide transmembrane transport. The record is from RefSeq and is a predicted model, not a curated record. Lineage: Eukaryota; Metazoa; Chordata; Crocodylia; Alligatoridae.